Messenger RNA from Octopus sinensis (East Asian common octopus), 8612 nucleotides. Its product is annotated as structural maintenance of chromosomes protein 1A. Lineage: Eukaryota; Metazoa; Mollusca; Cephalopoda; Octopoda; Octopodidae. The record is from RefSeq and is a predicted model, not a curated record. Bases 109 to 3855 code for a protein of 1248 amino acids. Gene Ontology annotation, cellular component: nucleus; cohesin complex; chromosome. The transcript has 28 exons. Gene Ontology annotation, biological process: sister chromatid cohesion. Gene Ontology annotation, molecular function: ATP binding; ATP hydrolysis activity; protein binding.
GGUAAAAUUUUCAACUAUAAUGGCUGCGUGAGAGAGAUGUAAUUUUUUAGUGACUUUCUCUAAACAUCAUUGGAGUAAAAAAAAAGAAGUUUUAGCAGGUUAUUCAAAAUGCCGGGUUAUUUAAGAUAUAUCGAAGUGGAAAAUUUUAAAUCUUAUCGUGGCAAACAGUUAAUUGGACCGUUUAAAAAGUUUACUGCUAUUAUCGGACCAAAUGGAUCAGGAAAAUCAAACUUGAUGGAUGCUAUCAGCUUUGUGCUGGGUGAGAAAACAAGCAAUCUCAGAGUAAAGAAGCUCAGUGAUCUUAUUCACGGUGCCCCCAUUGGUAAGCCUGCCUCCAACAAAGCUUCAGUUACUGCAGUUUAUGCUGACAGUGACACUGGUAAAGACACCAGGUUUACCAGGAUUAUCCAUGGUUCAUCUUCAGAUCACAAAAUUAAUGGAAAGGGUGUUUCUUCCCAGCAGUAUGCACAAGAACUUGAGAAAAUUGGUGUUUUGGUAAAAUCUAAGAACUUUCUUGUGUUUCAAGGAACUGUUGAAAGCAUUGCUAUGAAGAAUGCCAAAGAACGUACGGUUAUGUUCGAAGAAAUCAGCAGAUCUGGAGAAUUAAAAGAAGAAUAUGAUAAAGCUAAAACUGAAAUGUUAAAAGCUGAAGAAGAUACUCAGUUUAAUUACCACAAAAAGAAAGGCAUUGCUGCUGAAAAGAAAGAAGCUAAGUUAGAAAAAGAGGAAGCAGAACGUUACCAGAAACUUAAAGAGCAAUUGGUAGAAAAACAGCUGCAACUCCAAUUGUUCAAGUUGUUUCAUAAUGAGAAAGAUAUUGAUGAGUUGAAUGAAGAACUUAACAAAAAGAAUGCUGGUUUAGAUAGAGAAUUAAAAAAGAGAGAUAAGAUUGAGGACGAGAUCAAAGAGAAGAAAAAGGAGCAAGGAAAAUUGAGUCGAGAUCUCACAAAAAUUGAGCAGAACAUCAAAGAAGCUGAAUCUGAGCUGAACAAAAAGAGGCCUAUUUACAUCAAAGCAAAAGAAAAAACUGCUCACAUGAUUAAAAAGCUUGAAGCUGCUAAGAAAUCUCUCAAGGCAACUAAAAAGACGCAUGAUAAUCAUGAAGCUGAGAUCCAUCAGUUGGAGAAAGAACUUGAAGAAGUUGAAGAAAAGAAACGAGAAUAUGAAAAAGGAAUAGAAAAAGAAUCACAGUCCCAAGGAAGAGACCUCCAGUUGGAAGAGUCUCAGGUUCAGGAAUACCAUCGUUUGAAGGAAGAAGCUGGCAAAAGAGCUGCUCGCUAUUCACAAGACUUAGAAUCCAUUAACAGAGAGCAGAAAUCUGAUCAAGAUCGCCGUGAUAAUGAAGAACGCAAAAAAAAUGAUAUGGUAACUAAAAUUGAACAGAAGAAACAUGAAAUGGAAGAGAACAAGAAACGAGUUGAAAAACUGAAUGACUACAUAAAAACCAGUAUGCAAGCAGUUGAUGAACAAAAGAAGACUGCCAGAGAACUUGAAGAAGAAGUAAGCAGUGCCAAUGCUAGGAUCUCUCAAAUUAACUCUGAGCUUGCUGAAGUUGUUGAACAGCUUGGUGAAGCAAAGGUUGAUAAACAUGAAUCUUCAAGAGCAAUAAAGAAAGCAGAACUACUUGAAAAUUUGCGACGCUUGUUUCCUGGUGUGCACGGUCGAUUGAUUGAUUUGUGUGAGCCAAGCCACAAGAGGUACCAAGUAGCUAUUACUAAAGUACUUGGCAAAUAUAUGGAUGCUAUAGUAUGUGAUAAUGAAAAAACUGCUAAGGAUUGUAUCCAGUAUAUGAAAGAACAGAGAAUUGAACCCGAGACCUUCCUUCCACUUGACUACCUUGAUGUAAAGCCUGUCAAUGAAAAGCUUAGAGAUAUCAGAGAACCUAAAAAUGUCAAACUAGUUAUUGAUGUCAUACGUUAUGAUCCCCCUGCCAUCAAGAAAGCCUUAUUGUUUGCUUGUGGGAAUGCCCUUGUCUGUGAAACUGUUGAAGAUUCUCGUAGAGUUGCAUUUGGUGGUCACGAAAGACACAAGUCAGUUGCCUUGGAUGGGACCUUAUUUCAGAAAUCCGGAAUUAUAUCUGGUGGUGCCAGUGACCUGAGAGCCAGAGCUCGUCGAUGGGAUGAAAAGAUGUUGAACCAACUGAAAACCAGAAAAGAGAAGUUGACUGAUGAGCUAAAAGAACAACUGAAAAAGAAGAGGAAAGAAUCUGAAUUAAACACUGUUAAUUCCCAAAUCAAAGGUUUGGAAACAAGGCUCAAAUAUUCCAUUACUGACAGAGAUAACACUUUGAAUAAACAACUAACUCAAAAUGAAAGAGAUUUAAAUACGUAUAAUGAUAUGCUGAAGUCUUUUGAGCCACGUAUGAAAGAAAUUGAUCGUGUUAUGACUGAGCGAGGUAUCAAAAUCAAAGAUCUGGAGACCAAAAUGAAUAAUGUUGAAGACGAAGUAUUUUCAGACUUUUGCUUACAGAUAAAAGUUGACAACAUAAGACAAUAUGAAGAACGUGAGCUUCAAGUGCAAGAAGAGAGGGCCAAAGUGCGAUUAGAGUUUGAGAACCAGAAAUUUAAGCUCCAAAAUCAAAUUGAAUUUGAAAGAUCACGAGAUACAAUAGGAAAUGUACAAAAAUGGGACAAAACUGUGAAAGAUGAUGAAAAAGAAUUAGAAAAAGUGAAGAAUGAUGAGCAGAAACAUAUGAAAGUUAUUGAUGAAGCUAUGAAAAGUCAAGAAAGGUAUAAGCAGCAGCGGAUUACAACUAAAUCACAAAUUGAUGACAUAGAGGAUGUGAUGAAUGAGAUACGCAAACGUCUGUCAGCUCAACAAAAGGAAAUAACUACCUGGCAAAAAUCUAUUGGAACCAUAGAAACAAAACUUGAACAGAAGAAAGCAGAUCGGCACAGUUUACUAAAAGCUUGUAAGAUGGAUGACGUUCAUUUGCCAAUGAAACGUGGUUCUAUGGAUGACAUUAGUCAAGAAAAUGAUACUUCUAGCCAGAAUGAUGAAAGUACAUCUGACAGCAAUGUGCGAGAAUCUCAAGGUUCACGAGCAAUCUAUGAGAAAGAAGCCCGUAUACAAAUUGACUAUAGUAUGCUUGAUGACGAAGAAAAGGAGCUGGAUCACCCAGAUGAUGUUAAAAAGGCUCAAGAUGCCUUAAACAAAGGGGUGUCUGAUAUGCAGUCCACUUUGCAACGGAUUAAUGCUCCAAAUAUGAAAGCAAUGGAAAAGCUUGAUGGAGUUAGAGAAAGAUUCCAAGAGACCUCUGAAGAGUUUGAAAAUGCUCGAAAGAGAGCCAAAAGAGCAAAGACUAAUUUUGAAAAAAUACGCAAAGAAAGGUAUGACAGGUUUAUGGUGUGCUUUGAUCACGUGGCCACAAGGAUUGAUGAAGUCUAUAAGGCUCUCUCAAGAAAUCCUAGUGCCCAAGCGUUUCUUGGUCCCGAAAACCCUGAAGAACCUUAUUUAGAUGGUGUAAACUACAAUUGUGUUGCACCUGGAAAACGUUUUAGACCAAUGGACAAUUUGUCUGGUGGAGAGAAAACUGUUGCUGCUUUGGCAUUGUUAUUUGCCAUCCACAGCUUCCAGCCUGCACCAUUCUUUGUCCUUGAUGAAAUAGAUGCUGCAUUAGACAACACCAAUAUUGGAAAAGUGGCAUCAUAUAUUGAAGAACAAGCUGAAAUUAAUUUCCAGUGUGUUGUUAUCUCUUUGAAAGAAGAGUUUUACAAUAGGGCUGAAGCUCUUAUUGGUAUUUAUCCUGAGGUUGGUGACUGCGUCAUCAGCAAUGUCCUGACUUGUGAUUUAACCGAUUAUGUUGAUGUGCCUCGCAAUGAAGACAAUGAACUGGCAAUUCGUUUAACUCGUUGAUAGUCCUGCACAGAAAAUAGUUUAACUUAUUAUUACAGUGCAACAAGGAAAUACAGCAGAUUGAUUCCGGGAUGUUAAACAAUGCUAAGUUUACUGGUAAUGACUAAAUAUUUGCAACCACAACACCUUGUUGCUAAUUUUAUGGUCUUCCACUCAACUGGUAGCAUUGAUUACUAAACUGAAGAAAAUACCAUUACAUACUGCUGUCAUUCAGGAAGGAGAGCCUUCUUAAUUCAUUUCCUCUUAACUGUUCUUCACAUCACUGGGAAUUCUCUGUUCUUUAUUCCACACAGACUCAUUCUUCUGGAUAGUGAGCUUGUAAUAUACAACUCUAAUGUAAAGCUGGAGAGAAUAAAAUCAAUAUUUGGAUACUUAUAGUAGCAAAAUAGUUUAACAAAGGUCAGAAUAAUCUUUGCUCGGGUAUCUCAUUAAUAUACAUGCUGUAAUGAUAAAAGUAAUUGGUGGAUAGCAUGGGUGAAUAACUGCAGCAAAUGUAACUUUUGAAUGACUAGCAUAGUGGAAUUGUGUAAUUGUUGUGGGAAUUGACAACCUUUGGAUAGGUUGUAUAAGAGUUUCAAUGUAGUGAUACAUGCCAACAACACUCUAUCAUUAUUUCACUUGGGUACACUUCAGAUUUAAAGAUGUUAAGUUGUAUCCCUUGCAGCAUGUCUGUGUUUUUCUUUCUUUUUAUAGCAUUGUUAUCAGGACCAAUGACUGUAUUUUUAGAAUUCUUUGUGGAAAUCUUUCUAACCAAGAAGAAAGUCUUUCUUUCUUAAUAUAUUUAAAGAAAAUAUGAUACAAUAUUAUCACACUGCCAACAGCGGUAUACUGAAGUUGACAGUUUAUUAUUAUAUUUUAAUGGACAACAUUAAUGAACUGUUUGAGUUCAUAAAUGGUUGUUCCAUCUCCUUAAAUCCCUUUUUUUUUUGUGUAUAGCUGCAUUCGCACACACACACAUUCAAGCACACAGCCACAUACAUUUUUGGGUGUGUAUUUUUCACUCCAGUCUCUGUACAUUCAGCAUUGAUUUUACUUUAAAAAUGACCUAAUAUUUCAAGUAUUACUCCUAAAACACAAGCAACAAGCCUUAUUUAUAUCAUUAAAACUUCAUAAUUUACCAGUCCCACUCUAAAAUCUGGUUUUUCCUUUAAUUCACAUUGCUUCAACUGUGUCAGCCUAUAUGUAGCAUCAUUUUUUUUCUAUCAUAACAUUCAUUUAUUGUUCUGCCUAACUCCAUUCAUUGGGAAUCUUUUAUUUGCAAUAGUUUUUAGAAUCACAACUUAUUUUCCCCGUCUUUGAACUCAGUCCCAUAAACUGUCAACCUCAAUUUAACUGUAAAUCUAGAUUUCCUGUUUUUUUUUUUUUUUGUUUUGUUUUUUUUCCUUGCUUAAAUCUUAUUUCAAGUAAAUUACUAAGUGUUUAAUUUCUCAAUCCUAAUUUUGUCCUUACUGAAGUUGAGUGGCAGGGAAAUAUUCUGAAACUUGGCUGCAAAUUUUCUAUAUUGAAUUUCACUACUUGCAUCAAAAAGAGUCAGAUUUAGACUGAGCUGCAUCAUGUAUACCCUACUUAGUAUAAUAGCAAUACCUUCAUAGUUUAAAUAGUGGAUAUGUUUGAUUCUGAAACUGUAUAAGUUUGCUUUUAUACCUCCUUUGCCUUAAAAAAAGCACACACAGUUUGAGGAAAUUGCAUACUAUAUAUUUCUUUUAGUGUUCCUUUUGGUUUCUCUUAAAAAAGAAGCAACUGCAUUAUCUUCAGUUUAUCUUUAUCUUCCUUCUAUCAAUAGCAUUUUGUAACUAUAAUUUUCUGAUUUAGAGUCCAGUCACAUUGUGAAAAUAUGAUGAAGAUUAUUACCAAUUACAACAUACACAUAUAUAUAUAUAUAGUUAACUUAGAAUUACAUGGUUAUAUUUUAAACAAUACGAAACAUGCAUGAUCACAGAGGGUAUCCACUCUUUAUCUUUGCAAGGUUUCACUUAGUUCAAAAUGUAAGCAUAUAUGUAACAUGGUUUCUACAUGGUUUUCAUUGUCUGCCUUACUCUUAUUCAAGUUCUAUGAUAAUGUGUGUUUGAGUUGCCAUUGUGCCAAAUGUUAUCUUUUGCGUUAAGAAAUAUACUGGCUGAUUUUAUGUUUAUAUAUUAUGAAGAUCUGUCAUGAAUAGGUGAUAUAGAACUCUGUUUUCACUCUAUUUAAAAAAUCUGCUAUUGGAUAUCAAGACUUGUCUGUGUUUGGAUUCUACUUAACACUUUGUGCAGGUAGGUUUCUCAUUAAUGUUUUAAUUAGACUUAAGUUUAGUUUGAACUAAUUUGGACCACUCUUGCAUUGAUCUGCUUUAUUUCUCACUCCUAUUUAUUUUCUAGGGGUUUUUUUUUUUUUGAGAUCUUAAAUUUCCUUGUUCCUUCAAGUUUAGAUAAUUGAGGAUUUGUGUGUAUGUCUGUAUAUGUAGACAUUUUAUGUUCUAUAUAUAUAUAGAAACGUAUGUCUAUCUGUUCUAUAUAUAUAGAAAUAUGUGUCUGUGUGUGUGUGUAUUACCUUUACAUGUAACUUUGGUUGAUGACCAAAUAAAUGUCAGUGUUUCCAUGGCUUGCUCAAUUUGAACAACUUGGACCUAUUGGAAAUUAAUAUCAGUCUAUCAUCUAUGGAUAUUCUCAUUUCAGCAUUGUUAUAUUCUUUAUUUGGUGGGAGUAUAUUGCAAUUUUUGUAUUAAGGAUCAUUUUGAAUUGCCCGAAUAAUAUUUUGCUAGCUCCCCUACACUGUUAUUAAAUUCCUUCUAAAUAAAUGUCUGUAGUGUUGGACAAGUACAUUAAUAAUGUAGGAACUAUGUAUUUUGUCAGCUCUCUUUGAACUAAUUGCAGAAGAACUGUUACUUCUUGGUUAGUGAGAUUUGUGUUAAUUUGAUCAUUCACAUUUUUCAUUAAUUUAUUUCUUUUGUAUUAGACAUCUUUUAGUUUUGUUUUCUUUGUGGACAGAUCUAAUAUUAAGAGGUGGAAUUCCUUGUCAAUUUGUAUAAAGAUUUCUACUUAAAUGUUCCCCUCUAGUUAUGAUUGAAUCUAAUUACAACUGUCUGACUUUAAUUAGCUCUGAUCUGCUGUUGUCUGUUUGAAACUUGUUUUUCAAAGUCUGAAGAAAAAAGAAGAAACAGUCUAUAAAAGCAGUAAUUAUAGUAGUGUGUCAACUACUGCCAGUAGCUACCUCAGCAAUAUAGUAGUUCAUUGAAAGAAAUUUUCCCUUGUGAAUUACAACAGAAUACUAGAAGAAAGACAUAUAUAUAUAACCAAUGACAACAGAUAUACCAGCUGCUAAAUUAGAAUUGCACAUAUUGAGGCAUUAGUCUACUAAUGAAGUGCAAAUCAGGAAAGAAACUUAUUUAAAAAAAAAUUUCCUUUUAUUCGUCAUUUUAGCUGUCUCCUUUUUAUCUUUCAUGGUAAUUGCGUGUCUUGGGAAUCAAUUCAAAGUUCUUGUCUUAAUAGCAUACUGAUAUUCAGUAUCUUUAUUAUCUGUUUCUUAAGAUCUGGUUCUUUACAUUACUUUGUUUAUUCACUGUAAAGUUCUCUUUUAGUCUGUAGUUGUACAAGCAUUCAUUUUCAUAAUGCUUCUGAUAUUUAGUGAUGCCCAGAACACUGAAACAACUAGGAUCUUUAGUCGUAUGAGGGGGACUAAUCUCAAAGCCUUUGAACUGUUUGGUAAUGCUACUGACAAGAGGGAUGUCACACUUGAUGGUUAUGAAAUAUAUUACAACUAUGUUACUGUAACUAGAAUUAAGGUCAACUUGCAAUAAACACAUAGGAAGUAAUUUACUAAUGUCUUUCAUAUGGAAUGUGACUGUGCCCAAUAGAGGAAUGAGUUAGUUGGAAUUGUCAGAACCUGUUCCAGUAACCAUUGAAGGAUAAAAGAGUAAUUUGGCCCAGGAAUUUGGGACCUGGUGGAGCAUUUGGCAACAGAGUAUGUCAUGUAUGAUAUAGAUUACAGCCUGGUAAGAGAUAGUGUUUCAGCUGCUUGUAGACAGUUCAUCAAGUUGAAUAACAAUUUAUUUAGUGAGAGAUUGAGAUAUUCUGGUCACUAAAAUGCCUGCAGGACCCUUGAUUACUUUUAGGAUGUUUCUCUCCAUUGCCUCACCAGGGGCCCAUAUAUUGUUGCAAUGUAGAAGCCAUGUUGAUAAGUUUAUCUGUGUUUCCAUGUAAUAUCUAUUUUUGUACCCCAUAGAAAUAGAAGCAACACAUUGGAUUAUGUAGUUCUAGACGGGAUGGUCAUGGCUGGAAUGUAUUAAUAAGUCUGUCCUGUCAGGGCUGAACUGACCUGGGGAUUAAACAACAAAGUUAACUUAGGACUCAAUAAUGCCAUUGUUCAUUUUAAAUUGAAUGCAUGAACCAACUACCAUUGAAGAAUACAAACCAAUAUCAAUAUAUCUAUGAUCAUCAUGUUAAACUUUUUUUUUUAUUUAUUCUCCAUAUUUGAUUUCUUUUUCUCUUGUCAUUUGUUACUGUUUUAUCUUUUUUAUUAUUGUGAAAUGGUUGUGGCCAUACUUUUCAUUCCACAAACAGAUUAUUGCCAUAACUAUCAUAGUGUUUUCCAUGUGUCAUCCAUAGAUUUAAGUUUACUCUUUGGGAUAUAUCAUUUGAAUUUGUUUUCAAACAAAUAAAAAAAAUUAUUAUAGUUAAUUUAACAGAUUCCUGUUCUUGGCCUACAUCAUAUAGAUAGUAUGGUGUUGGCAACAUAUCACAUAGUUUAUGUUUUUGAAAUAAAUGUUCAUUUCAUUUUUA